GAAACUUCAAGUAGAAAUUGAAAUGAGAUAAUAGCACUUAAAGUUUCAAAUCGUUUAGUAGAAAUUAAAAUGAAAUAGCAGCACUUGCUAUCCCACUGUGCCACCACCACCAGAGAGACGCGUGUGGCCCACUCGAUGGGUGCUGAAGCUGAAGGCUGCGCCUGCGUAUGCUGCAUGAGCGAGAAGGCGCUAUGCAAUGCGAGUGGGAGCGAGAGCGAGAGAGAGACAGAGCGGGGCACUUGUAGUGGCAGCUCACAGAUCGGGGUUAGCUAGAGAAGAGUUUGGGGCAAGGUUAUGCCUACCAUGACGCGAAUGCAUCGCCACUCGAGCUCCAAUGCGGUGGAGGAGACGCGCGGCAGGCGUCGCAAUGCCAGCGGCGAUGCGAACAAGGAGAACUUCGGGGUGCACUUCAUGAGCAGCCCCUUUGGCAACAGCAGCCUGAUUGCGCUCCAGGAUCUGAGCAAUGUGCACGGCAAGAGUCCGCAGCGACGCAGCUUCAGCGAAGGCAGCGGACCGCGUCAGGCGACGCCACAACUUGCGGCACUGCGUUGCAUGCCCCGCCUAAGUGGCGCCACAGCCGCCGCCGCUGGUCUGGAGGAUUCACAAUUGUCAUCGUCACGCAUGGGUGACACCACAUUGGAUCGCAUGCUGGACGCGAUCAUUGAGUCGGCGCGGAAAGAGGUGCGUUGCAAGCAUCAGACUGCGCUGCCCUCAGCGCUGGUUGCCACAGCAGCCACAGCCACAACUCUAACUGAUGGCGGCGAGUGGAGCGAGAGCAGCAUCCAUGAGAUGGAGGUGCGCACUCCCACCCAUCUGAAGCGACAGCGUGUGGUGCGGCGCAAGAAUCAGCACAAGACAAGUGGCAACAGCAAUCAUGCCACAGGCAGCAGGACAACAAUAACGACAACGACGGCAACACUAGCUGCGGUCAGAAAGAGCGACGGAUUGCAGCAGAGCCAUCUUGAGCAUAUACCGAGCAUCAAACGUUGUCUUAGCUUCUCCAGUUCCACGUCCAGUGAUCUGGAGGACGAUGAGCACUUUGUGAAGCGUGGUCGCGGUUCCUCCGUGUCCAACUCUGCUCUCUCGGCUUCUGUGUCCGCCUCUGCCUCGUCGGCUUCCUCGGUUUCCUCAGCUGGUGACAGCACGCACAGCGGGGACUUCCUGCCACGGGGCAGCAUCGACUUCAGCAUCACUUACAAUGCGCCGCAACAGCAAUUAAAUGUACAUGUUAUUCGCUGUCGCGAUCUGCAACGUUCGCACAGCGGCGCCGGCAGCAUCAAUGCCUACGUCAAGGUGGCGUUGGCAACAGGCCAACAGCAGCAGCAGCAGCAGCAGCAGCAACAGCAUCAGGAGCAGGAGCACCAGCGCACAGCCGUUCAUCGGCACUCGAGUCGUCCGUACUUUGAUGAGAACUUUGGCUUCCAUGUGGAGGAAAGCAUGCUGCAGGCAACAGCCACGGCAACAACAACAGCAACAUCAACAGCGACAGCGACAAACAAUGAACAGCAGCAGCAGAUGCAGCUUCAACUGGCCGUGUGGCAUCGGGAUCGUCAUUUAAAACGCAGCGAGUUCCUGGGUUGCCUCACAUUUCCAUUGAGCGCUUUGGCCGAGCAGCAACACAUCUACGGCGUCACGGGAUCCUACAAGUUGCACGCACAGGGAUGUCAACAUAGCUGCCGCAGUAGACUGCACGCCCCAAGCACCGCCAGCCGUCCACAACAGUUGCAGAAAGAAGAGGAGGAGGAGCAGAGACAAGAGCAGGAACAGGAGCAGGAGCAAGAGCUGAGCGAAACAGAGGAGCAACAGCUCACUGAGGACUCCAGUAAGAUGACAACGAUGGCAGCAACAGCACUCAAGUCAAGCAACACCAACAGCAACACGAACAAUACCAACAACACCGCCGCCACCACAAACAACAGCAACUCAAAUACAAAUACGAACACGAACAGCAACAACACAACGACAGCUGUGAUUGCGUCGACAACUGUGUUGAGUGAUGAGGUCAUCAGCAUUAGCAUCGACAGCAUGGCAGCAGCGACAGGUCCUUUGGGCAAGGACGAUCUGCUGCCACAGCAGCCACAGCAACCGAUGGUGCUCAGCAAGAAGGCGCUGCAUCAACGCGACGCCGACGAGAAUCUCUUCUUGCGCUUCCUCGAGCUCGAUCCCCCAGCCGAUGGGAAUGCGAACAGCACAACAACAGCUGCCGGCAAUAGUACCGCAGGUGCCUCGGCCGGUGGUACUGGCGGUGGCGGUAGCGGUGGCGGUGGCACAGGAGGCGGUGGCUCCGGUGGUGGGAAUGCGAAUGCCAAUGCAAAUGCCAGCAAUGCGAAUCAUAUGAAUGGCGGAUCGACGCGACGCUGCUCAACGAUGGCCACCGGACGUCAGCCAACGGGACGCACACCGUUCACGAUGACGAAGCGUUUGACACGAACGGAGGAGCGGGGCUUUGGCUUCUCGAUUGUGUGGACACAUCCGCCGCGGGUGGAAAAGGUCGAGGCUGGACUGUCGGCGGAUCGUUGCGGCAUCCUGCCGGGCGAUUAUGUCAUCUUUGUGGACAAGCACAAUGUGGUCACGAUGCCCGAGGCUGAUGUUCUGAAUUUGAUACGAUCGCAGGGCUCGUCCUUGACGUUGGAGAUAUUCAGAAGGUCAGGCGCGGGCGCCAACAUGACGAACAUGGCCAACAACAUCACCACGGUCACUGUGAAUGCCAGCAGCAAUAGUCACAACACUCACCACAACUCCUCCCACACGCUCACCCACGUCCAGACCCAUUCCCAAUCCCAUCAUCAUCAGCAGCAGCAACGUCCGCAGCUCUGCGCUGACGAACAUGCAACAGCAGCGGCAGCGACGACGACAACAACAACCACAGCAAUACAUAAUACAUCAGCGAUAUUGCAGCGCACGAGCAGCACACGAGUGCCUGGCUUCAUGGGCAACAAUCAACAAUCCCGGCCAGCCACCGCCUGCUCCGGCACCACGUCAUCGAUUGAGGCGGCCAAGCGGCGACUGCAUCUGCCGCAAGUGACGUUCAGCAAGGAGUCCAUUGUGCCCAUUACGGAUAAUCGUCGACGUUUCCUGCUGCAGCUCAUCAGUCGAGAGCAAAACUUCACAGCGGCCCUGCACUUUGGACUGCAGCGCUUUGUGCAGCCGCUGGUUGAGCGCAAGGAUUUGAUAUCACCGAACGAUCAUCGCACGCUGUUCCAGAACAUCGAUGAGCUGCUGCGCAUUGCCGAGGACAUACUGGAGCAGCUGUGCAGCAACGAUCAGGAGCAGGAGCCGCACAUGAACUUUGCCUCGCGUGUCUAUCUGUCAAAAACGACAGCGAUCUGUGCCGCCUACAAGAAAUACUGCAAUGGCAUCAAACGGGCAGACUGUGUGCUGGUCAAUAAAUCGAGGCAAACCGGUUCGGAGUUCAUCUCGUUCAUCACGGAGCCGGCAGUGCCGCGAAAGCGUCCCGAUCUCACCAUGUUCAUCCACCGUCCGCUGCAGCAUUUUCGCGAGAUUCUCAAGCUGAUGCAGCUGCUCGCUGGCAAUUGUCAUGUGGAUACCGAGGAGCAUAAGAACUUCAGCACUGUGAUCAAUGAACUGCAGGCUGCCUACCGGGAGAUAACCGUCAGCAGUGGCCUCAUGGAGCCACUGGGCGAGGGGCGUCCCCUGCUGACGCUGCAGGACCUCGAGUCACGCAUGGUGUUCACCAAGUGCAAACCCUUCACGCUCGCCGUCCAGGGUCGUCAGUGGAUCUUCGGUGGCGAUUUGUCGCGCGUCGAGGGCCGCUCAAUCAAACCGUAUUGGACGCUGCUCUUCAGCGACAUCAUUGUGUUCGCGAAGGUCAGUCGGGAUCGUGUGCUCUUCAUCACCGAGGAGCCCAUACCCAUUGCCAAUGUGGUCGAUUCGUGCUUUCACAUGCGCAAAAAAACUUGCACAUUCGCAAUGUCUCUUGCAGCGACGGAGUUUCGUCUCACCGUCGAUCCCAACGGACGUCUGGCCGAAAGUCCAACCGGAUACUGUGCCCCAGAUCUGACACGAACGCCCAAGCGUGGUGCCAGACGCAAGAGCCUUAUACUGCGUGCUCCCUCCCUGGAGCUGAAGGCUGUUUGGCAGAAUCUCUUGCAGCGUCAAAUAUUUCUGGUGAACGCCGCUUUGGGAUCAACGCCGCUGUCCAGUCCCCUGGACUCGCCGGACGUGCUCAAUACGCUGGUGCCGUUGAGCGAUAUUGGCAUGACAUCCGCAUCGAUGGGCUCGAUGAAGCUGCCCUCGCUGGACAGCAUCAAUCUGAAGCAGCAGAAACAGCAGCAACGCAACGCAGGUCAGCAUGGCCAUGCUGUGGGGCAGAUCGAGCUACUGAUCGAUGAGAAGUGUCGGAUCCUCAAUAAGACCGGCACUCCCAAGUCGAGUGCCCUGCAUCUCGCUAACUGGAUGAAGGGUCAACUGGACAAGCAACAGCAGCAGGCACGUCUGGUGGCCAUCGCACGAUCGCAGGAGAAUGUGAGCGCUGAGGAUGAGCAGUUGAUCUUCAACAGCGAUAGCGAGCAGGAUGAACGCAUCAUCUACUGGACGCGACAGCAGCUCGAGAAGCGCACCAAGGAGCUCAAUCUUGCCAAGGAGAACGGCGGCCUCUCAGCCAAGCCCAAUUUCGGGGGCAAGCGACUCAGCGGUGUCGAGGAGCUCAGCAUGAGCGCCACCUCCGACAUCUACUCAGAGGCUGAGGUUGUGCCCAGCCAGAUCAGUCAGUCGCAUAGCACCACAUCGGAUAGCCAGAUCACAGUACGCUCGAGUCCCAUUGUGCUCGACAAGUUGGCCGUGUGCCGUCACUGCCACAAGAAUUGCCAGCAGAGCGCAGCGGGCGGACGUGGCUCAGGUUCGGUUGGUGGUGGAGCUGCUGCCGGUGGUGCAGCUGCUGGUGGCGGUUCCUCGCUGGUCUGCAAUUCGCUGAAGGUGCAGCAUAGCCAAUCCUCACCGAAUCGCUGCUGCAAGCUCAAUGGCAAUGGCAACGCCCCAGGUGCUCCGGUUGUCGCCGGUUGUCCCCCAACGGCUGCGACAAACACCCGGACAACGAGGACGGGCACGGGCACGGGCACGGGCAGCGUGACGAGCAUGUCCAGCGGCACCACCGUCACCGGUGAGCUGUCCUCCAAGGUAGUCGCUAGCAGCAGUCGUCGCGAGACCGGCGACACGGAGAGCGAUGUGGCUCAACUGAUCACUGACGAAUUGUCGCUAUCGCAAUCAGAGGCGACCGAUGACAGCGUCGGGGCCAUGCCGAACAGCAGCAGCAGCUGCAGCGUCAUCGCCGACGCCAAGCUACGAGUUCUAGAGCAACAGCAACAGCAGUCGACACCCUUGGCCAAUGGUCACUGCUCGGGCGCCGUCUCCAUUUCCAAUUCAGCAUCCGCAUCGGGUUCAGCUUCAGCUUCAGUCUCAGCAUCCGCAUCCGCUUCGGCAUCCGCAUCCGUUUCGGGAUCACCGAAGGCGCAGCCACAGCCACCGCCACGUCGCAACGUGACUCGCAUUGUGGCGCAUGCCAGCCAGGAGCCGACGCGACCACGUGCCAAUCAACAGGUCAAGGCAAUUGUGACCAUCACGGAAACCGCACGCAUUAUGCGUAGCAGCGAUCGUCCGACAGGUGCAGGUACAGGUGCAGGUGCUUCGGGGUCCGGUUCGAUGUCCGGUUCACCGGCCAAAUACGCUGCCUGCCAUUGUCGCUGUGCACCCGAGGACUUUAGCCAAACGCAGCUAGGACCGGAUAAGAUGGAGCAGCAAACGUGCAAGUUGCUCGAGUCACCGAAGCAGAAGGCGACCGCGGUGCAGCGUCAGGAGGAUGAGCAGUUGUCCCUCAUGCUCAUCGGACUCGCGCAGUUUGCGCCCACCGCCAAGCUGUGUGGUCAAAGUCCGGGUCAGCAGAGCAAGGAGCAACGAUCCCCCCUGAUCACGCUAAAUGAUCAAAAGGUUGCGCUGACAACGCUCCCAACUCAAACGCCAACGAUUGCUGUGGUCCCUCCGACGCCGGAUGCCGUGCUGACCAAGACGAGUACGCAUGUGUGGGACAAUAGUGGCGGUGCAGUGACUGCAAGCAGCAGCACAACGACCACCACCUCAACCACCUCGACGGCCACAGCGAAGCAGCCGCGUCAGGCGAUCAUUGAGAACAUACCGGAGGAUUCAUGUGACGAGUCGCCGCUGGAGGAAGAACCUCCCUACAGACCGAUGAGCAAUGCGCUGCGACGCUUUGGCACGAUGUCCAGCCUGGAGAAGCUGCCCUCCGAUGAGCUGGACGAACUGGAAGAUCUCGAGUCUUAUGCACAGAAUGGUCUCAACGAGGAGGCGGAGGCGAAACGUCACGAGGAUGCCAACGAUGCGGAUGACGAUGAUGACGAUGAACUCGAUGCCGAUGCCGAUGCCGAUGCCGAUGCGGAUGAUGAAGAUGCCGAUGCGGAUGAUGCUGCAGCGGACAAGGCAAUGGCACAGAAUCUACACGAGCUUGCAGCCUGCUCGAGUGGCGGCAGCAUCAGUGUGACCAUCAGCAAUGGGGAGGUGCUCGCCAGCGGAGCGUGGACGAAUCGUGCCGGGGCCUUUGUCAGCGACAAGAUGAGCUUCUUCGAGGAGUCGCGUGCCUUCAUCGACAAGUAUUUGGGUCGCUGGAAUGUCAACGAGCAGCCACAGCAAUCGCAGCUCCAGGGAGGCAAUCAGACAGCCUCCGAGACGGACGAACAGAUGGAUGAGUGCACAUCGGGUGCCACCUCGGGCGAGGAGGUCUGGGGCACGCCCACCAGCGGUGGGGAUAACGAUGACAUGCAGCUUAUUAACUCGGAGAACACGCACUCGUCGCCCACCAAGUCGAGCACAUCGCUGAACGAUGAUGAUGAUACGGAACUGAUGAUGGAUGAGCUGCUGAUGGCGCCACCGAUGACGGCGAGCACCAUACGGGGACUGCUGCCACGACGCCGUCUUGAGCCCCUGUUUGAGGAGGAGACCGAAAGCGAUGAAGAGAAAACCCAACAGGACAGCGAUGACAUCAAAAAGAAAGUCGUAGUGAAAUUAGUGAAGCUUUAGCCAAACCUGCAAUACUGCGAGCUCAUAAACAUCACACGCCAGGACAGAGACCCACAGCCGAAACAAAUCGAUUGACAAUGAUAGUAUGCACUCCAAUGGCAAAUCGAUAUCGCUAUCGUUAAUCACAACGACAUCGACAUCGCUAUCGACAUCGACAUCGACAUCAAAAUUACAGUUGCAAUUCCAAUUGAAAUCAACGAACGAACAAUGAAUAAAUCCACAAGAACAACGAGGACAAACAAAACAACAACAAGAACAACAACAACAAAUGAACUAAACCAACAAUCAAGCAAGCAAAUAAUCUCGAUAAUCAAUCAAUCAAUCAACCACUCAUAAAACAUAUGAACUGAACUGCAAGCAGGAGGCUUUAUCAAAACCAGAAUUGAUUAGUUGAAUUCUAUUCCCAACAAUUGGUAGGGGGGAAGCAACGACAAAUGGCCACUACCUAGAGGAUUCGGCUGGAAGUUCAAGCGAAGAGGCGCCUCUCUCAGUGGGCGAUCCCCGG
Drosophila sulfurigaster albostrigata is the source of this 7552-nucleotide messenger RNA. RefSeq lists its product as uncharacterized. Gene Ontology annotation, biological process: signal transduction. NCBI's taxonomy places the organism in Eukaryota, Metazoa, Arthropoda, Insecta, Diptera, Drosophilidae. The coding region runs from base 295 to 7047 and encodes 2250 amino acids. The record is from RefSeq and is a predicted model, not a curated record. The transcript is spliced from 12 exons. Gene Ontology annotation, molecular function: protein binding; guanyl-nucleotide exchange factor activity. Gene Ontology annotation, cellular component: plasma membrane; nucleus.